Cornus florida is the source of this 1946-nucleotide messenger RNA. RefSeq lists its product as uncharacterized. Gene Ontology annotation, biological process: endoplasmic reticulum calcium ion homeostasis. Gene Ontology annotation, molecular function: calcium ion binding. The record is from RefSeq and is a predicted model, not a curated record. The coding region runs from base 124 to 1641 and encodes 505 amino acids. Gene Ontology annotation, cellular component: endoplasmic reticulum. The transcript is spliced from 3 exons. NCBI's taxonomy places the organism in Eukaryota, Viridiplantae, Streptophyta, Magnoliopsida, Cornales, Cornaceae.
CCAUUUGCCAGUUUCUAAAUUUGUCCUGUCUUCCUCCAGUGAAAAAAUCACCUCUCCUUCGCUUCUCUCUCUAAAAGUUCAGUGUCUCUCUCUCGCUCUAAACAAAUAGGAGUGCACAAUCUCAUGGCGAAGCGGCCUUCCAGUUCCUCUUCUCUCUGGUUCUCUCCUCUCUCGUCUCUGUUCCUUCCUAGAGGUGACACACUCUGCUACAUUAUAGCCCUCCUCUCCAUUUUCUCUCUCCUCAUCCACCACCUCGCUCUCUCCUCCGUCGCCGCCGCCGACUCACACUUCGAAGGCUUCGACGCCGACGAUGACGAAACUCUAGAUGACGACUCGCUCCAACUCACCGAUCUCCCUCUCCGAUCACCUCCACCGCCAAUUCUCACUCAGUCCGAUCCCGAGUCCCACCAUGGCCCACCUGAUACCAGCACUCCAUCACCAAACCCACAAACGACAGAUUCAUCUCAGUCGUCUGAUCUUCCUCCGAAACCCUCGUCGGCCUCCUUCGAUUACUGGGACGAAGAUGAAUUCGAAGGCAUCCCUGUUGAAACAAUCCCAAAAACCACAAAAUCUGAUGAAAAUAAUGCCACUUUCGUUGAUUCCAAUUCUGAUUCGAAAACGAUUUCGAACCCUAAGAAUGUUGAUGUUUCGCGAUCGUUUACUGUCGAGAUUGUGUGUGGUUCGUUUCUGAUUAUGUUUGCAAUCAAUUACUUUACGGGUAGGAGAGAGAAUGAGAACAUUGCAUUGUCUUGGGCGGCGAAAUUCGCCACCAAAGACUCCAUUUUCGACAAGAAUUUUAGUCUGUUGGGCGUCGGCGUAGGCGAUGACUCGCCAUUGUUGUUGAAAGAAGGACAGACUGUGUUCAAAUUCUAUGCAAGUGGAAGGAGAUUUUGUCAGGGUUUGCUGGCAACAAUGGAGCUAAAGAGUCGGCACGAUUUGAUAGCUAGAUUGUACAAUAUGGUCGUACCGUGUAGGGAUGAGAUUACAUUCGAGGUUUCUAUGAAUGAUGAUGCAAUGGAUCAGGUGGUUUUCGCUCUAGCAAAGAAGAAGCCGGCGAAAACUAUGCAAAAGGAGCUUAGGGAUCUUCAGAGAUUUGCUAGUUUGGUAUCACCACCGAGCAGUAGGAAAUGGGUGGCUGAUGAUUUUGGGGUUGUUUCGGAAUCGAAGGAGGUGGCAGGGGAUUUGAUCACAGAAGCUGUGCUUGAUCAGGUCUUUGGUGAUAAAGCUUUGGAGAAAUUUGGCAAGGGUUUCAUCUCAAUGCAUUUCUCUGAUCAAUUCUUGGGUAAACACAAGAAAAUGUUGAUGUUCAAGUUUGCCCUCCCCGAUGUCAAUCAUAUGGCUGACAUGACUCGAUUGGUGGCUCUUGUACCCUAUUACAUUGAUUUAAUUGGACGAUACAAGCUCAGUUCACAGGCUCGAUCUAAAACAGAAGCUGCUAGAUUGAAGGCUGCCCAGGAGGCAUACAAAGAAUAUCAAAAUGCUAGACAAGAAGCCUUGCAGAAAAAAAAGGCUGAGCGCAGGAAAAUGAUGGAGGCUGAGGCAAAGCUCAGUGCAGAGGCUAUUCGCAAGAAAGAGGCGAGAGAGCGUGCUCGCCAGAUGAAGAAGGCGGCGGCAAGAGUGAAGAUGACCCGAGCUCCCUAGAUGUGCAACUUCUUAGAUUGUUCUGAAAUUUCUAGUUGCUUCCCUGCUCUUCCCAGAAAAAUAUUCUGUACCUUCACGGCUGUCUAUCUUAGUUCUUCACGAUAGAUUGUUUGCAAAACAUCACCACGUGGUCAUUGUUUUGGAUGAUGCAUUCCAAUUCGAUGCUUAAGGAACUUCUAUAGGCUCCCUUUGUGACAUUUAACUGCAUUAGGGGACAUUUUCCUGAAACUAAUUGCUAAUGUAGCCAAUUUGGGCGAUUUUAUUGUAGUUCAAUUAAAUGAUGAAUAGAAGCUCUUUUGCUGAUA